Arabis nemorensis is the source of this 462-nucleotide messenger RNA. The record is from the annotation of a GenBank genome assembly. NCBI's taxonomy places the organism in Eukaryota, Viridiplantae, Streptophyta, Magnoliopsida, Brassicales, Brassicaceae.
AUGGGGUUAAACUCUUUCUUCGACUCAGAUAUUGAUGUAUGCUUAUUGUAUAAAAUGAGCAAGGGGAAGAACUCUUUUUGGUAUCCAUAUUUGGUGCAUUUACCCCGUGACUAUGAUCUCUCGGCUACAUUCGGAGAAUUCGAGAAGCAAGCAUUACAAGUUGAAGAUGUUGUUUGGGCUACAGAGAAAGCCAUAGCCAAGUCUCUGUCUGAGUGGAAGGAAGUUGGUCCGUUGAUGAAGGAGUUAGAUCUCAAGCCGAAGUUUCAGAGUUUCCAAGCAUGGCUUUGGGCUUUUGCAACUGUGGACGCCGAUUUAAUUUCCAGUUAUGUUGAAAACAACUUUCAUGCUUGUGUUCAAGAGAAUGCAAACCCUGGUAAAGAAUGUCAAGCAUUCCUAAUAGAAUUUUCCAUUGGAGUAGAGAAAACAAAAGACUCUCAACAAAGAUGCUUAAAACAACUUUAA